CACAUUUGCUAACAUCAUUCUAUAUCCGGUUUGUACUGUUAUUUAGGUGAAAGGUCUGUUGGGUACUUUGACAGUAGGAAGGUGCUUUUUUGAAGAGGGUUGAAUUGUACAUUUCUGGCGUUUUCAUUAUAGCGUUAUCAGUAAUUUUCAACGAACAGGCUGGCCUGUAUAUUCCUUCCAAAGUUUACACUUCCGACUUUUCAAUCUGAAAUAGGUAUUUCUACUUAGCUAGCUGGUUACGUAGCCAAGCAUCAGCGUUAGCUCGUAGGCUAUUCAGCUUCUUGUCAUAACAUUGAAAUAGAAUUAAAAAGUUAGCACAUUUGGUAGCUAGGUGAGUAAGAAGAUGUCUAAGCAACCGCAACCAAUCAGCCCUGUGAAGAAUUUCUUUGCAGGGGGCUUUGGAGGUGUUUGUCUGGUGUUUGCAGGUCAUCCACUCGACACUAUAAAGGUGCGUAUCCAAACACAGCCCAAACCAGCUCCGGGCCAGUCCCCUCUUUAUUCUGGCACCUUUGACUGCUUCAAGCAGACGUUUGCCAAAGAGGGAGUGAAGGGUCUCUAUAGAGGCAUGGCUGCCCCCAUCAUUGGGGUAACGCCCAUGUUUGCAGUUUGUUUCUUUGGCUUCGGUUUAGGGAAGAAACUACAACAGAAAACUCCGGAUGACAUUCUUUCGUAUCCUCAACUCUUUGCAGCAGGAAUGCUCUCCGGAGUCUUCACCACGGCCAUUAUGGCACCAGGGGAGCGUAUCAAGUGUCUACUACAGGUCCAAUCAGCGUCAGGUCAGGUGAAAUAUGCGGGGCCUAUGGACUGUGUGAGGCAACUCUACAAAGAGAGUGGCAUCCGGGGAAUCUACAAAGGCACAGGAUUGACCCUUAUGCGAGAUAUACCAGCCAGUGGGAUGUAUUUUAUGACGUACGAGUGGCUUAAACACAUCCUAACUCCAGAGGGAAAGAGCCCCGGUGACCUCAAUGUCCUGAGUGUUCUUUUUGCCGGAGGAAUGGCAGGGAUCUUCAACUGGGCUGUGGCCAUUCCCCCAGACGUGCUCAAGUCCCGCUUCCAGACAGCUCCUGAGGGGAAGUAUCCCAAUGGCUUCCGUGAUGUUCUGCGGGAGCUAAUAAGAGAAGAAGGCAUCGGGUCGCUCUACAAGGGCUUCACGGCCGUCAUGCUCCGAGCUUUCCCAGCCAAUGCUGCAUGUUUCCUGGGCUUUGAAAUGGCCAUGAAGUUCCUGAACUGGGUGGCACCAGGUCUGUGACCCCAAAGAAGAGCCACGGUUUAGAGGUCAUGUUAUCAUACCUGCUGCAUUGACAAUACCAACCUCCAAAACACACACUCACACACACACACACACACACACACACACACACACACACACACACACACUGAGCCAAGCUGAUCGUACAGAUGUCCUGCUGCACUUGGGCCAGUAGGAGAGACUGUAGAUGUAGCAGAUAACCUCCUUUGGUUGCUGAAUCACAGCAUUCUUGAACACACAGAAAGGAAAACCAAAAUGAAUGUGUUCACUAUGGAAAUUGAUUUUGUUUAUCUGAUCAGAUUGUAUUAUGUUUAGGACAUGGGAGGAGGGGGAUCAACGUGCCUUAAAUUCACUCACAGUUGGCCAGUCUCUGCCUGCAGUCUGUGCUGUUUGUGUUGUGCACACAUUUGAGGACAGACACGGUUUAAUUCUUGUGUUUGAUCGGUUUUGUGUGUGUGCCUGUGUCCGGUGUUGUUUUUAAUCACAGAUUGACUGUAAUGAAUGCCUUAUAUCUAAACAAAAGCAACUAAGCACCAUCCUAGAAAACUGCCCUUGCGGGCUCUCUCAUGUUCAUAUUUGUAACUUAUCUUAAGGGUGACAAGCGGUAAUUGACUAAUUUUAUCAGUCUGCCCUAUUUCAAUCCAACUUCAGGGCUGUUAUGGUGUGUACCUUAGUGAAGGUACUGAGCCUGCUGUGGAUUCCUCAUUUCCACAGCAAACAUGUAAAUAAAUCUCACCCUUUGACUUACA
This is a messenger RNA of Clupea harengus (Atlantic herring), 1998 nucleotides long. It is a transcript of the gene slc25a20, whose product is annotated as solute carrier family 25 member 20. Gene Ontology annotation, cellular component: mitochondrial envelope. Gene Ontology annotation, molecular function: O-acyl-L-carnitine transmembrane transporter activity. Gene Ontology annotation, biological process: carnitine transmembrane transport; mitochondrial transport. NCBI's taxonomy places the organism in Eukaryota, Metazoa, Chordata, Actinopteri, Clupeiformes, Clupeidae. The record is from RefSeq and is a predicted model, not a curated record.